GUCAUUUCCCCUCGCCCGUGACUGGCCGGCAAAGAUGGCCGCAUCGAGAAGCUAGCGUCAUUCAAGAUGAGCAAUCCCUUCGCGGGACGACUCUUUCUACGCGCCGUGAAGCGAUUUCCGCCAUCGCCAACUGGUCGACGCAGGACUACCUAAUGUCACCGCAACAGGAACAUCAUGGGCUUCCAGUUCUUAACUUGGGCAGUGCAUCUACACCUGUUCACACACCUUCUCACUGUUGCCCUUAUUUUAGAAGACCAAGAGCUCAAGUUUGUCGAGGAGCCAAGCUCGGUGUUCGUCGACGCGGAGAACCAUGAGCUGGCUUCUUUCCGCUGCUCAGUGUCACCCAAAGUGGCCGGCAUCAUAUGGCUGGAGAAUGGCACCGUGUUGGCCGAGGGUUCACCCAAUGUCGUCAAAAUGUCCAAGCACCGCUUGCAAGUGCUGGUUGGUGGCAGACCAGCCAACGCAUCCGGACACCACACACGCCACUCGUACCAGUGUGCUGCCCAAAUGGGGGAGCUCCUUAUCAUGAGCACUCCUGCUACUGCCAUUGUUGCUACUCUGACACCUUUUGCCCCUCAAGAGGAUGUUCAUGUUUCUGUCACUGCUGGCAACACCGCCGUAGUUCCUUGCAGGCUGCCUUACAGCAACCCUCCUGCAGUUUCAGAAUUUCGUUUUAAUAAGACGUCUGUAAAUAGAACUGUUGACCGACACCACAUAAUGCCUUCUGGAGACCUGCAGAUACAAUCUAGCACAAUAUGGGACUCUGGCGUCUAUUUUUGUACAGCCCAUAAUCCAUUGAUCAAAAAGCGGCUGACUGCAUUGCACAAGAUCUACCUCACAGUGCAUGAGCCAGCAGCUGAAGAAGUGCCUUCCUUCACAUCCGUGCCACCUGAAGUCGUAAACGUGGUGACUGGAAGCAAUGUCACGAUAGAAUGCGCCGCUAAUGGGAACCCUGCCCCAGUCAUCACCUGGAGCAAGGAAGGGGGCCACUUGCCCAGAUCACGGCACAGGAUUGUGCUUGGCAAUCUGGAAAUAUUUAGUGUUCAUUCAAGAGACAACGGCAUAUAUAGCUGCCAGGCUUCCAAUCGACUUGGAAUCAUCUUCGCACGUAAAACAAAGUUGGUAGUUCAAGAGCCUCCUCACAUCGUCACACCACUGCAAAACCACAUUGUACAGCACGGAGGAGAGCUGCGGCUACAGUGCACAGUACAGGGUAACCCAGUGCCUACAGUCCAUUGGCUUCAUAAUGGCAAAAGGGUGCAUCAUACAUCCCACAUCACAAUAUCAGAAAUGGGGAUCCAUAUUAGAAAGAUGACAAAGCACCAGGGAGGCAUGUACCAGUGCUUCGCAAACAACUUUUUGGGCACUGUCUACUCAACAGCGCACGUCACCGUUCUCGCCGUGAAUGAGUCUCACAUUCCUGACAAAAACGGCGAGGAUGAGAAUGAGCCAGACAGCAUCAAUGGUGCCACAGAAAAUGCUGGAAAGAGAAAGGACAGUCACAAAAGAAAAAAGAAUAAAGGAGUGAAGCUGGUGCUGCCUUCCCGGCCCGAGAUAUCUCGCCUCUCCGAUGACUCAGUUAUGGUUCGUUGGAAUGUGCCGCACAACGAUGGUCUGCCCAUCUCGUUCUUCAAGGUCCAAUAUCGAGAUGUGUCAACUCCACACUCGCACUGGAAGACAGUUGAAGAGGACGUGCCCCCGCACAUCCACUCCCACGCUAUUGUGGGACUCAAAGCAGGAGGAAGGUACAGGUUUCGCAUUGUGGCCGUUUACUCCAACAAUGAUAACAAAAAUGGGCCAAACUCUAUCAAGUUUCUGCUGCACAAAGAUCCUCCUAAGAGGAAACCCAUGCAGGGACCCAUUAUUCGCCGUGUCAAAGCUGAAAGCUCAACGGCAAUCACUCUGUUUUGGGAGUACUCAGACAUGGAUGCCGUGGACGUGGAAGGCUUUUACAUCUACUACAGGCUGACACAGAGUGCUGGUGACUACCUAAAGAUCACCGUGGCUGGUUCCAACACGCGCUCAUACACCGUCAGUUACUUGCUGCCUGACACUUCCUAUGACAUCAAGAUGCAGUGCUUCAACGUGGCUGGUGCCAGCGAAUUUUCCAACAUAUGCACCCAUAAAACGCUUGCGCUGCCCUCUAUGGGAGAAAAAAAGGUGACUCCUGUGCCGGACCUGCUGGAGUCCUCCGGGUCAGGGGACAAAGACCUGCUGUAUAUUGUCCUUGGUGCAAUCGCUGGUGUGCUGGUGCUUGUUGUAGCAGUGUUUGUCGUCCUGUUCAUCCUGCGACACAGGCACAAGCGGCAAGCAUGCGAACAGGGUGCAAGUGAUCAUAACAGCAAUUUGCAACAGAAUGGUCAUAUAGGAAACGGGGAUUAUUUCACUGCACAAAGUAGGAUCACCAUCAAUCCCCUGGAUACAAUGGAGCUUUCAGAGCUGUCCAGGGAGAAGUAUGCAGCUGCCAUAGUGACACAGAUCUCAAACGGUCACAGGAUCAGUCCAAUGGAUUUGAGUGCCGAAGACAUCAUAGUGAAAGCAGAGGACGUUUAGGAGAAUCUCAUCUGUAAUUUAUAACACAAAAAGUUGGAAUGGAAGCAUUGCUAUGCAAUUCUUGAUGGACAUACUGCAUUGUACAAUGAAUUUUAUAUAUAUGUUUUUUAUUAAAUAUUCAUAUCAUUUGUC
This is a messenger RNA of Rhipicephalus microplus (southern cattle tick), 2685 nucleotides long. Its product is annotated as interference hedgehog. NCBI's taxonomy places the organism in Eukaryota, Metazoa, Arthropoda, Arachnida, Ixodida, Ixodidae. Gene Ontology annotation, molecular function: protein binding. Gene Ontology annotation, biological process: cell-cell adhesion; nervous system development. The record is from RefSeq and is a predicted model, not a curated record.